AUGCAUUUCUCUCUUGGACUUGUCCUUUUCCCUCUUUGCUAUGCCUUUUCUCAUCCUGGUCUUUUGCAUACAAAUGCCGACUUUGAGCGAAUCGCCCCCAAUGUUCAGAAUCAGACUGAGCCGUGGAUUACGGGAUGGUAUAAACUGACCAACAGUUCUUAUGCCUCUCCUGCAUACACCCCCAGCGCACAAGAAGUCGUCUACCGAGGUGAUAAUCCCGACCAUUCGCAGAACUAUGCCAGUCUGUAUCGCGACAUUGCCGCUGCCUACAACCUAGCCAUCCAGUGGAAAGUCACCGCCAACAAUACCUACGCCGAUACAGCGGUCUCCAUCCUCAACGCAUGGGGAUCGACACUCACCGGCAUCAGCGGCAGCGCAGACAAAUUCCUUGCCGCGGGGAUAUACGGAUAUGAACUCGCCAACGCGGCCGAGUUGAUGCGCGACUACACCGGCUGGGCCAGCGACGACUUUACCACCUUCACCAAUAUGAUGGUCGGAGCCUUCUAUCCCAUGAACCACGACUUUCUCACAUUCCACAACGGCGCCGCGGUGGACCAUUACUGGGCGAAUUGGGAUCUGUGCAAUAUCGCCUCGAUGUUGUCGAUUGGGGUGUUGAGCGAUAACGAGACCAUGUUUAAUGAAGCUGUCGAUUACUUCAAGACCGGCGGUGGAAACGGACAGCUGGAAAAGGCGAUUUGGCAUAUUUUUGACGUUGAUGGACAGAGUCUGGGACAGGGACAGGAGGCUGGACGCGAUCAGGGCCAUUCGAUGUUGGAUUUCUCGCUGUUGGGGCCAAUUGCGUUGUCUGCGUAUAACCAGGGCGAGGACUUGUUUGAGUAUCUUGAUAAUCGGAUUCUGGCUGGUGCUGAAUACGUCGCCAAAUACAACCUGGGCAAUGAUGUCCCCUACACCACGUAUGUCAACAGCGACGUGACACAGUCUGUCAUCAGUGAUGGCGAUCGAGGCGGUGUUCGACCAAUUUGGGAAUUACUGUAUAAUCAUUACGGUGUGCUCAAAGGGCUGGAUGUCACCUGGACCAAGCAGUAUCGUGAUAUGGUAGUGGAAGCUGGCGAUGGGGCAGAGGGAGGAGGAGGGGAUUAUGGAACGUCCAGUGGAGGAUUCGAUCAGUUGGGAUAUGGGACGUUGAUGUAUACCUUGUAG
Messenger RNA from Aspergillus wentii DTO 134E9, 1161 nucleotides. RefSeq names its product putative GPI anchored protein. Lineage: Eukaryota; Fungi; Ascomycota; Eurotiomycetes; Eurotiales; Aspergillaceae. Bases 1 to 1161 code for a protein of 386 amino acids. Gene Ontology annotation, cellular component: periplasmic space. The record is from RefSeq and is a predicted model, not a curated record. The transcript is spliced from 2 exons. Gene Ontology annotation, molecular function: lyase activity.